AUGCGCUUGGGCGCCACCGAUGAAGACUUGGCCCUCUAUCGCCCUUUGGAUAAGAAGGACCUGCACAUGAAGACUGCCGUCAUCGAGGCUAGCACCUCUGGGCUCAGGAACGUCAACCUGGCUUGGUUCUGGACCAUGGAUGUUGCUGGAGAUCGAGGUUCAUCAGAAUGGAUGGACAAGUUCUAUAGAGUGAAUUGGCUGCGUGCCAGAGCUCGAUAUGAGAGAUGGAGGGAGGAGCGUGUCUUGGUCCACUCGGAAAUGGCCUGGACCAUAGCCACCUUCAAGCGGAAUGCGGAACGAUGA
Messenger RNA from Sparassis crispa, 303 nucleotides. RefSeq lists its product as hypothetical. Bases 1 to 303 code for a protein of 100 amino acids. The transcript has 2 exons. The record is from RefSeq and is a predicted model, not a curated record. NCBI's taxonomy places the organism in Eukaryota, Fungi, Basidiomycota, Agaricomycetes, Polyporales, Sparassidaceae.